This is a messenger RNA of Pelobates fuscus (common spadefoot toad), 1725 nucleotides long. It is a transcript of the gene DMAP1, whose product is annotated as DNA methyltransferase 1 associated protein 1. The transcript is spliced from 11 exons. The coding region runs from base 158 to 1552 and encodes 464 amino acids. Gene Ontology annotation, biological process: DNA repair; chromatin remodeling; negative regulation of transcription by RNA polymerase II. Gene Ontology annotation, molecular function: transcription corepressor activity. The record is from RefSeq and is a predicted model, not a curated record. Gene Ontology annotation, cellular component: Swr1 complex; NuA4 histone acetyltransferase complex; nucleus. NCBI's taxonomy places the organism in Eukaryota, Metazoa, Chordata, Amphibia, Anura, Pelobatidae.
CGGACGGAACGGAAGUUUGGGUUUUCGGCGGCUGUGGCGUGUUUGGUGCUCGGUGCUGACCGGCCGGAGAGAGCUGAACACACGGAGCCCCGGCCAGGAUACCGGCAGAUUAACCCCACACCGUGCGGGGACUGGGAGCGUUCCCCUGGUUUGAAAAAUGACUACCGGAGCAGAUGUACGGGAUAUUUUGGAGCUGGGUGGUGGAGAAUCAGAGAGCACCGGAAUAAUCAGCAAAAAGGACAUUAUCAAUGCAGACAAGAAACGAUCCAAGAAAUCGUCAGAAACUCUGACUUUUAAAAGGCCUGAGGGGAUGCACCGGGAGGUGUACGCUCUGCUUUAUUCAGACAAAAAGGAUGGUCCCCCUCUGCUACCAAGCGACACCACUCAAGGUUACCGCACUGUGAAGGCAAAGCUGGGUUGUAAGAAGGUACGGCCGUGGAAAUGGAUGCCAUUCACUAACCCAGCCAGAAAGGAUGGAGCAAUUUUCUACCACUGGCGACGGGCAUCGGAGGAAGGAAAGGAUUACCCGUUUGCCAGGUUCAACAAGACUGUGCAGGUUCCAGUGUACUCUGAGCAGGAGUAUCAGAUGUACUUACACGAUGAUGGCUGGACUAAGGCCGAAACAGACCAUCUCUUUGACCUUUGCCGACGAUUUGACCUUCGCUUCAUUGUCAUCCAUGACCGAUAUGACCACCAACAGUUUAAGAAAAGGUCAGGCGAGGACUUAAAAGAUCGUUAUUACGGGAUCUGCGCUAAGCUGGCAAACAUUCGUGCCACUCCAGGAACAGAACUUAAAAUACCCGUAUUUGACGCGGGACACGAGAGGCGGAGAAAGGAGCAGCUGGAGAGACUGUACAGCAGAACGCCGGAGCAGGUGUCAGAAGAGGAGUACCUUAUCCAAGAGCUAAGGAAAAUCGAGAGCCGAAAGAAGGAACGAGAGAAGAAAGCCCAGGACCUGCAGAAACUCAUCACGGCAGCCGACACGACCACAGAGCUACGGCGGGCUGAGCGCAGAGCCACCAAAAAGAAACUGCCGCAGAAAAAGGAAACCGAGAAACCUGCUGUACCAGAAACUGCUGGCAUAAGGUUUCCUGAUUUCAAAUCAGCGGGCGUCACACUGCGCAGUCAAAGGAUGAAGCUGCCGAGCUCAGUUGGACAGAAGAAGAUUAAAGCUCUGGAUCAGAUGCUAACGGAACUGGGAGUAGAUCUCAAUCCAAUGCCAACUGAGGAGAUUGUUCAAAUGUUCAACGAGCUACGAAGUGACCUUGUGCUGCUGUAUGAGCUGAAACAAGCAUUCUCCAACUGCGAGUACGAGCUGCAGAUGCUGCGACAUCGAUUCGAAGCCCUCUCCAAAACAGGCAGCAGCAGCACCACCGCUAGUGUAGACGGGUCGGUGGGUGACAGUCAGAUGGUCCUAAGCACAGACGAGAUUAAGACAGAAGCAAAAGAUCACAUAAUUGAUGUUGUUGGAGCACCACUGACGCCCAAUUCGAGAAAACGCAGAGAAUCCGCUUCCAGUUCGUCGUCCGUGAAGAAGAUGAAAAAGCCUUGAGCUUCUCUGGAAGAUUUGAGAUUGUGUGAAACGUCGACAUUACGGACUAUCCAGAGUUUGGGGACCGGCCAGAAGGGCCGUGAGGAGACCCUGACAUUCUAAGUCUGUGUAAAUAGAUUUUUUUUUAUUUUAAUGUUUGUGCUUUGAAACCAAGCUUACCAUGAAAAUAAAUA